Messenger RNA from Thlaspi arvense, 887 nucleotides. The record is from the annotation of a GenBank genome assembly. NCBI's taxonomy places the organism in Eukaryota, Viridiplantae, Streptophyta, Magnoliopsida, Brassicales, Brassicaceae.
CAAAAAUGGAGAACUCUACCCAGGAAUCCCUCCUCAAAUCCGAACAUUCCGUCACCUAUGACUCCUUCUACCCUAUCUACGCCUUGGCCUUCUCUUCCUCCGCCCCAAACCACCACCACCACCGUCUCGCCCUGGGCAGCUUCAUUGAAGAGUACAACAAUCGCGUGGACGUUGUUUCCUUCGACGAAGACACCCUCAACAUAAAAGCCCAGCCCAAUCUCUUCUUCUCUCACCCCUACCCACCAACCAAGCUUGUGUUCCACCCCAACUCCUCCGUCGCCGGAAGAGCCUGCGGCGACCUCCGGCCUCUUCUGCGCAACCUGACCUCAUUCGACUGGAAUGAGGUCGAGCCCCGCAGGAUCGGCACCCCCAGCAUCGACACAACCUGCACAAUUUGGGAUAUCGAACGAGGAGCGGUCGAGACCCAGUUGAUUGCUCACGACAAAGAAGUCUAUGACAUCGCCUGGGCGAAUCAGGGGUAUUCGCCUCUGUCUCGGCAGACGGACGAGGAGCACUCCACGAUUAUCUAUGAGAAUCCUCAGCCCGACACGCCUCUUUUGAGAUUGGCUUGGAACAAGCAGGAUUUGAGGCACAUGGCGACGAUUUUAAAGGACUGCAAUAAGGUUGUGGUAUUGGAUAUUAGGCAGCCGACGAUGCCAGUGGUGGAGCUGGAGAGGCAUCGGGCUAGUGUGAACGCUAUUGCGUGGGCGCCGCAGAGUUGCCGGGAUGCUCUGAUUUGGGAGUUGCCCACGGUUGCUGGACCCAAUGGGAUUGACCCAAUGCCCAUGUACUCUGCUGGAUCGGAGAUUAACGAGCUCCAAUGGUCGGCGACUCUGCCAGAUUGGAUUGGGAUUGCCUUUUCUAACGAAGUGCAGCUCUUGAGAGUU